GCAAAAGUCAAGAAAAGCAUAUUACUGUCAAGCAAAAAGGUAGGAAUCGGUUUCACCAACAAGAUGGCAAAAACAUCCGAUAUUUCUGUACUUUUACCGACCGUUCUGUUAAAGAACACAUUACUUCAUCUUCCAGGAGUUACCUUCAACAUGGGUGUCCCAAUCGACGACGCCUUUCUCCUUUUGGAAGCUUUUCUUCAGGAAUCAGAUCUACUUUCUCCGCAAAUCAAAAAAUCACUAGAACUGCUGUGUUCUCGAGUGAAUGUUUCUGGAGCAAGUGCUGGCUCCGGCAAAUCCAAGAAAUCGAUAAAAUUGUCGAAGGAGGCAAAAAGAAGCAUCGAGGACUUACACUCAAUCUUUUUCGCAUCGUCAGAAAAACAUCCGGUAUUUGCAUGCAUUGCUGCAGAUAAGAAUGGGGAGAUUUGUUCCAAUGUUGCAGUCAUCUCUCGGUUGGUGAAUGUUCAGAUGUUACCCGACCAAUGCAUUUUAGGUUUGAGGGGCGAACUUAAAGGCUACGCACAAAAAGAUCUAGAUUCGUUGACCCCUCUAAACGUAGAGACAUCUAAAUACGGAUAUGCGGGCGAAGUGCUGUACGAACUACAUGCUGGGGAAGAGAUUCCACCAACAGCUGAAAAUUUGGAACUUUCCAAAAAGGUCAUAAAUGGGAUAACCGAGAAUCUUACACUGACGGAAAAGUUCAAAGAGGAUUAUGCCAGCCUGAACAAUUCCACCUUCAAGGAUCUCCUGCUAAAAUUGAAUCCCUUGGCAGAGCUGCUUAACAUCCAGCUCUCUGAUUCUACUACAAAAAAUAAUUUAUUGAAGCUCAAAAAGCUGUUGUUUUCCUUGAAGCACCACCAGUUUUCAGAGAUACUCAAAGCGUGUGAUAUUUACGUGGCCGUAUUUCCAUUCGCAUUCUCUCAAGAAGUUAACUAUUUGCAAGCCAGAGAACCAGUAGAACAAUUAUCGGUCACACUUGAGUUAAUCAAUUUUGUCUCGGCUAUUUUCACAAAAUACUUAGACGUGGAAUUCGUUUCACACUCUUGGAAUAGAAUCGGAAAGUUGCAAAAUGGAAAACAGCUACAGUCAAAGUUUAUUAUCAACCACUUUAACGGGUUGAAAGAACUUUUAAGCUUGACUGCUAGAAACUCUAAAUCUGCGAAGUCUUCAGAGGGAGGAAAUGCGAGCAAGCCAUUUAGAAUGGGAGAUGCCAGCGUCAAGAAAGGUUCUCAUAACUCAGACAACAAUGAUGACAACGAUGAUGAUGGUGACUUGGGUACUAUUGCUGAAUUCAUUUCGAAUAUCCAAGACUAUGAGAUUUCGAAUGACGGUAGGAACUUAUUGAUCAAGGAUUUUAAAAGAUUGAAAAAAAUGCAGAAUACCUCCUCGGAGUAUCAACAGCUCAGGAACUAUUUCGAUAUUGUAUUAGACUUACCUUGGACACAAACGUCGAAUGAAGCUAAAAUUGAAAAAGAAAUUGAUUUAAUGAAAGCCAAAGAAAUUUUAGACAAAGAUCAUUUUGGAAUGGAGGCGGCAAAGGAAAGAAUAAUAGAGCAUUUGGCUGUUGUGAAAUUGACAAAAAAGACACCAGAUGCUCACAAAUCUCCGAUCAUUCUACUCAAUGGGCCCCCAGGUGUAGGGAAAACAUCACUUGCCAGAUCAAUUGCACAUAGCUUAAACUGCGAAUUUCAAAGAAUUUCCCUCGGGGGUAUAAAUGAUUUUGCCGACUUAAAAGGUCAUCGUAGAACUUACGUUGGUGCUAAUCCUGGCUUGAUUAUUCAAGCCUUGCGUCGUGCGAAGAGCACAAAAAUUGUUAUUUUACUCGAUGAAGUGGAUAAGAUUGGAAUGGCUGGCAACAAAGGAAAUCCAGAGGCUGCGCUGUUGGAAAUCUUAGAUCCCGAACAAAACACCUUUUUUACCGACCACUAUAUCGGUUUCCCCAUCGAUUUGUCGAAAAUAGUAUUCAUUGCGACAAGUAAUGACAAGUGGGAUAUUAGUGAGCCUUUACGUGAUCGCAUGGAAAUAAUAGACCUUGACGGCUACAAUUGUAAAGAAAAAGUGAAAAUUGCAGGCCAAUUUAUCUUGCCAAGACAAUUGGAGAGAAAUGGCCUACUUCCAAGUCAGAUUCAGAUGGAUGAUGAGGUUUUUGAUUCUAUUGCUACAUCAUACACCCACGAGGCCGGCAUAAGAAACUUUGAAAGAUUGAUCAGCAAAGUUUGUCGUAAAAAGGCGGCUGAACUAUUGAGCAGGAAGGGCACCUAUAAUUCAGUGGUUCUUAAAAAUGAUUUGAUUAAAUACUUAGGUGUUCCAUUUAGCUUUGGCAGUGAGGAGAAAUUUUCCGCUGGUAAUUCUUCAAUUCAAGAAGAGUUUGGGAUCGUAAAUGGUCUUUCUUAUAACUCUGAUGGCUCAGGUUCAUUGUUGAGAUUCGAAAUGGUGGGUGUACCAGGCUCAAAAAGAAUAUCGUGUACAGGAAGACUUGGUGAAGUUUUAUUGGAAAGCUGUGAAAUUGCCGAAUCUUUGGUAGAACAUUUGAUCCAUACUCAUUUAUUUUUAGAUUACAACGAAGAAAAACUUACCAAAAGACUAGACUCAACAAGUGUACAUAUGCACGUUCCCGAAGGUGGUGUGAGAAAAGAUGGCCCUUCCGCUGGUCUCACUAUGACAUUAUGUUAUUUAUCGCUUAUUCUUGAGCGCCCUGUCAGUAGUAGCAUUGCCAUGACUGGAGAAAUCACACUCUCUGCCAAAGCCUUACCAAUAGGAGGACUAAAAGAAAAACUACUAGGUGCUAGCUUAUCUGGCAAGAUCACAAAGGUGAUUGUACCAAGAUUAAAUCGAAAAGAUUUGAUAUCAGCUUACAUUGAAUCACUUUCAGACAGGGAUGAGGCUAAUGCGGUUUUGACGAAACUGGUCUUAGAAGAAGAGCAGUGUUUAGGUGAUAAGAAAAGGCGAUACAAAUUUUCUUCCGACGUAGAGUCAUGGGUCAGAAAAGAGUUUGAUGUUGACGUGAAGUACGUUGAUGAUUUCAUGGACGUUAUACGUGAAGCCUGGGGUGGUGAAGUGGUAGUCCUUCGUAAAGAAAUGAAAGCACAUUUAUAGGAUAAAGUGAAAUAAAGAUCUGAUACAUAAACUUAUUUACCUAAAUUAUAUGUAGGUAAUAACCAGUGCAAGCGUUAUUCCUAAAGCAAUAAAGUAUUGAAGAUCUAGGGAGUUGCAAACUUUUCAGUCCAUUCUUUUGCUGUAGCAAUUGCCUUUGCGUGGUUGCCUUUCCAUUCUUGGGCGACUUCGUUAGCUAAAGGA
Messenger RNA from Pichia membranifaciens NRRL Y-2026, 3294 nucleotides. RefSeq lists its product as hypothetical. The transcript has a single exon. Gene Ontology annotation, molecular function: ATP binding; ATP hydrolysis activity; serine-type endopeptidase activity. Lineage: Eukaryota; Fungi; Ascomycota; Pichiomycetes; Pichiales; Pichiaceae. Gene Ontology annotation, cellular component: peroxisomal matrix. The record is from RefSeq and is a predicted model, not a curated record. The coding region runs from base 64 to 3093 and encodes 1009 amino acids. Gene Ontology annotation, biological process: protein targeting to peroxisome; protein catabolic process; protein processing.